AUGGAUCUGUUUAAGUGUAAAUAUCUUCCUCAUGAAAAUGAAGAAGUUAUUGGAUUUUGUUUGAAUUGGGAUUGUUAAAAUACAACUCAAUAUUGUUUUGAAUGUUUAAAUACUAAAGAUUCACCACAUUCACAACAUUUCAAUGAUUGUAUUAGAUUCACAAAAAUGAUCUAAUUUAUGAAAGAAUUGAUACAAGUGAACAAUCAAUUAAGGAUAUAAUUCAAAGAUGUCUAUAUACAAUUAUAGAACAAUGUUGCAAAAAUUUAAAAACAUUUGGAUCAAGAAAUUAGUACAUUAGAAAAUAUGACUCAACAGCUUUAAAACAAAGAGUAUUUGGCUUGUAAAUCAUAAAUACAUAUAAUAAAACAGUUUUAUUCCAAGGAAAAAGAAAACUGCAAAUGUAUCUUUGUUUAUUCAUAUAUAAUAUUAAUAGAAUAACAAAUAAUACAAUUCAAUAAUAUU
Messenger RNA from Paramecium octaurelia, 462 nucleotides. NCBI's taxonomy places the organism in Eukaryota, Ciliophora, Oligohymenophorea, Peniculida, Parameciidae. The record is from the annotation of a GenBank genome assembly.